CGCUCGUUUUUACCGGUGGGACGCUCAAUUUUGUAGAUAUUAUCUUGUUUAAUUCCUGCAGUGUAUUAGCCUCAUGAGUGAAUAAUUACUAUUUCAACCCGCAAUGAGUAAAUCGAAGGUUUCAGCAGAAUGGAAGAAACGCGUGAAGUCCGAAUAUAUGCGCCUCCGCCAAGUGAAGCGAUUCAAAAGAGCGGAUGAAGUGAAGGUAGCAUGGGCGCGAAACUUGCGUCUUAUGUCGGAGGCUCUGGAAACGCGCGAUGCAGAGUUAGCGGAGCGCGGGCGGCGACCUUUCUGGCCUCCGCCGGCGCCAAAUCCGAGCCAUGAGGGGCUCAUGAAGAAGGCUGAAGUAACCAGCACUGAUGCUUCUGGCAUCGUCACAACCCAACAAGUACCGAUCCACAUAAUCAACUCGGUGAACCCGAUUCCCACAAUGUAUACAUGGGCUCCGACACAGAAGAACUUCAUGGUGGAAGACGAGACGGUGCUGCACAACAUCCCGUACAUGGGUGACGAGGUCCUGGACCAGGAUGGUACUUUCAUCGAGGAGCUCAUUAAGAACUACGACGGGAAAGUGCAUGGUGACAAGGAAGGCGGUUUCAUCGACGACCAGUUGUUUGUGGAGCUGGUGCACGCCCUCAUGACCUACCAGACACGUGACGAGGUGGCCGACGAGCGGCGCGAGAAAGAAUCUAACAAAGAGCAAAAAGACAAAGAAAAAGACAAAGAAAAGGAUAAAGACAAAGACAAAGAAAAGGACAAAGAUAAAGAAAAGGACAAAGACAUGGAAAAGGACAAGGACAAAGAAGGAGCGGACUUGGAGAAGCAGUUCCCCAUCUUCACCAUCUUCCAGGCCAUUUCCUCGCAGUUCCCCGACAAGGGCACUCCUCAGGAGCUCCGGGAGAAGUACAUCGAGCUAACAUCCCGCAGCGACCCGGACGCGUUGCCGCCCGAGUGCACGCCCAACAUCGACGGGCCGCUCGCCGAGAGCGUGGCCAGAGACCAGACCAUGCACUCCUUCCACACGCUGUUCUGCCGGCGCUGCUUCAAAUACGACUGCUUUUUGCAUCGUUUGCAAGCGUGCCACCCAGGGCCCAACCUGAACAAACGAAAGGGACCCGACCUGAAGCCAUUUUCUGAACCCUGUGGACCCAGCUGCUACAUGCUGUUGGACGGCAUAAGAGAGAAGCUGGCGCGCGAAAAGGCAGCCGGCGAAGAAGACAAGGGCAAGUCCAACUCGAUGGACUCGCCCAACGACGCUUCCUCCGAAGACAGCAACGAUAGCAACCGGUUCCCCAAGGGCAGCAGCAGUGCAGCGGGCUGGAGCGGCGCGCUCGCCAAGCCCGGCGCGCCCGUCGAGCCCGCAUACAACGCGCUCGGUCUGACAGUAGGCGACAUCCAGGCCGAGUGGACGGGCUCGGACCAAUCCCUCUUCCGCGCCCUACACAAGGUGUUCGCCUGCAACUACUGCGCCAUCGCGCAGGUCAUGCUCUCCAAGACUUGCCAACAGGUAUACACGUACUGGAUCAACACGGGGCAAGAAGAAUGCCGAGUGGAGUCUGAACUCACCCCGCCACGCAAGAAGAAGAAGAAGCAUCGUCUCUGGUCCGUGCACUGCCGCAAGAUACAACUCAAGAAGGACUCCAACUCGCAUCACGUAUACAACUACACUCCGUGCGAGCACCCGAACCAGCCGUGCGACUCGAUGUGCCCGUGCCUACAGUCGCAGAACUUCUGCGAGAAGUUCUGCCAAUGCUCCAGCGAUUGUCAGAAUCGGUUCCCCGGGUGCCGCUGCAAGGCAUCGUGCAACACCAAGCAGUGCCCGUGCUACCUCGGCGUCCGGGAAUGCGAUCCCGACCUCUGCAUACAGUGUGGGGCGGACAGCCCGGUCUGUUGCCGCAACGUGUCCGUACAACGCGGCCUUCACAAGCACCUACUCCUAGCGCCAUCUGACGUAGCCGGCUGGGGCAUCUUCCUCAAGGAGGCCGCUCACAAGAACGAGUUCAUCAGCGAGUACUGCGGCGAGGUGAUCUCGCAGGACGAGGCCGACCGCCGCGGCAAGGUGUACGACAAGUACAUGUGCUCCUUCCUGUUCAACCUGAACAACGAUUUCGUGGUGGACGCGACCCGUAAAGGCAACAAGAUCCGUUUCGCGAACCACUCCAUCAACCCCAACUGCUACGCCAAGGUCAUGAUGGUGAACGGCGACCACCGCAUCGGCAUCUUCGCCAAGCGCGCCAUCCAGCCAGGAGAGGAGCUUUUCUUCGACUACAGAUACGGGCCGACGGAACAGCUCAAAUUCGUGGGCAUCGAGCGCGAGAUGGAAUUCUUAUGAGAACAAACCAAACUGCAACGCGGCCUCCCCCCGCGCACCCCCACCCCCGCCCCCGCGGGCACCAGC
This is a messenger RNA of Cydia amplana, 2398 nucleotides long. RefSeq names its product histone-lysine N-methyltransferase E(z) (gene E(z)). Gene Ontology annotation, molecular function: protein binding; chromatin binding; histone H3K27 methyltransferase activity. Bases 104 to 2332 code for a protein of 742 amino acids. Gene Ontology annotation, biological process: heterochromatin formation. NCBI's taxonomy places the organism in Eukaryota, Metazoa, Arthropoda, Insecta, Lepidoptera, Tortricidae. Gene Ontology annotation, cellular component: nucleus; ESC/E(Z) complex. The transcript has 16 exons. The record is from RefSeq and is a predicted model, not a curated record.